AAUAUUGCAACUGUUGUUAAUGUAAUACUUAGCGAAUAUCAUACCUGUUAAAUUUGUCGUUAUACAAAUUGCUUGACAAAGUUAUAUCCUAGAUAUUUUUUAGCACUCCAAAUUAAUUUGACAAAUCAAAAUCUAACGUUUAAAUGUAAAAUGAAAUUGUUUUGGCCCAUUAUCUUUAUUAAUAUAUAUUAAUUAAUUUUUUACAUAUCUGUCUGCGAAAGGGGUAUAUUUUUAGUUGAGGCUUCAACCGUAGUUCUUUAAUUUACAAAGAAAGCAUACAUGCCGAUGCUGUUUUAAUUUAGUUGACUGUGAUGUUAAUAUAGUUUUUUCGUAUUUAAAUAUUUUAAACGAUGGCUUGAAAUCGCUGCCUUGGUUUACAGAGCCUGUUGGAAAUUCGUUUGGCCUACUUAAUUAGAUCUUUCUGGCAAGGUUUCCAAAGUCAUUAUUUUCAAAAUAAAUAAUUCAUUUUCGGCAGAAUCUUAUUUCAUUCACAUUUGUUAUUUUUCUUAAUAGAUUAACGUGUAAAAUUCAGAACUGUUUGCAAUGUUUCGAGCUGGCAAACUAUGGUGCGUUGCGGCAUUACUUUCCACGAAGGAUUCGAGUUCAUUUCUCCUUCGCCAGAGGCACUGCAUCCAUUUUGGAAGCUUUCUUCAGCAGGGUCUGGUCAGGCGUUCCAUGGCCAUGCUUUCGGCUACCGCACAGGUAACCGGCGGCGGUAAACAGAAUCAAACAAGCCACGAACCGACUAUCCCGAAGACCGGCGCUGGCUCUACAACGGCAUGGCCGCGAAAAAUCUUCAGUGGAAUCCAACCCACCGGCUCCCUGCACUUGGGCAACUACUUGGGCGCGGUGCGGCGGUGGGUGCGGCUUCAGAAUGCCCACGAUGACGUGACCGUCUGCAUCGUGGACAUGCACUCCAUCACGAUGCCUCACAAUCCGCCGCAGCUGCGUGAGAACAUCUUGAACUUGGCCGCCACACUACUCGCCUGCGGCAUAGAUCCCGCGAAGAGUACCUUCUUCGUCCAGUCCGCCGUUCCCGAGCUCUCCGAGUUUAAUUGGAUCCUAAGCUCAUUGACUGCCAUGCCGCGUUUGGCUCAUUUGCCUCAGUUCCGGGAGAAGUCUCGCCUGAUGAAAGAUGUCCCGCUGGGCUUGUACGUGUAUCCGGUUCUCCAAGCAGCAGACAUAAUGCUUUACAAAGCAACCCAUGUUCCUGUGGGUGCUGACCAGCUGCAACAUAUCCAGUUGGCUCAGCACCUGGCUAAGACUUACAACAGUCGGUAUGGCGAGACCUUUCCUGUGUGCGAGCCAAUGGUUGAGAACGGGGAGGUCUCCUGCGUUCUGUCCCUCCUAGAUCCUGGCCAAAAGAUGUCAAAAUCGAAUCUUAAUGGCAUAAUCAACCUGACUGACUCACCCGACCUAAUAAAAAAGAAGAUAAACUCAGCGGUCACUGACUUCGCCUCGGAUAUCUCUUAUAGUCCCGGAAAGCGCCCUGGAGUUAGCAACCUGAUAAGCAUCCAUUCUCAGGUCACAGGACAGACUAUCAAGUCGGUGGUGGACGAGGCCAGCACUCUAGAUACGGCCAAGUACAAGGAGCGUGUGGCAGAGGCCGUUAUUGAGCACUUGACCCCGAUUCGAGAGCUGAUUCAUUACCAUUUGUCAAAGCGCAAGGAGGUGAUAUAUUUGCUGGAAGUGGGAGCGUCAAAGGCCCGCCAGCAGGCGCAGCAAACAUUGAUCGAUGUGAAGCAGCGCCUGGGACUGGGCACCAGUGUCAACAUGCCAGCAGCGGUAACGCUGGCACCGCAGCAGGCUCCAGAGGUGUCCAAGACCUCGGCCAGCAGACUGAUGUCCAAUAGUACCGAUGUUAAUGCCUUUGAGCGACACAAGCGGAUGUAUGGUUUCGCGGAGACUUCGAGUGGUCCCGCAGAGGAACCAGCCACCGAGGAGUCGGCACAGGAGAUGACUCAACCAAGGGUCCGGCGAAUGGUCCGUCGCCAGCCCAUGGUGCCAGCUCAGUCCCUGCGCGUUGAAAAGCAGCUGGGCAGCUCCCGAAACCGGCAUGUUUUUAAAAUGGAUAGCGGAAAUGCGCCGCAUAUUGGAUUUAAACUUCCUCCGAAAAUGGCGGCUAACUUGACUUCCGGCGGUCUGACCAAGGAAAAUCCUCGAAUGGCUAAGCCAGUCCCUGACAGCCUGGGUUCGUUCAAACCUGGCCAAAAUGCGGUACCUAGUGCGGUGUCCGUGAUUGCUCGCGAAGUGAACGCUCCCAGGAAGCAGGAGUUCACUUGCAACCUGGCCAACAGUGGUUUCUAUGCCCCGCCCCUUAAUGCGGAGGCAGAGGACAACGAGGUUAUCCUGCUCGGACACCAGAAGAAGGAGACGACCGUCGAAGAGGAGCGGCACGAGGAGUCUGAGGAGGAGCUGGAGUGGGAGAAUGCCGAGCGAAAGGUUCCCGAAAAGUCGAAAGUCUAGAAUAGCUGCUGGGAAAUAUUGCAAUAGUUUUUAAGUGUAGUCCUACCAUAAUUAUCCAAGACCAUUUCUGCAAGGUACUUGGUUUUUAAGUUUAGCUUCUUGGAUGCGUUGGUUGUACUGUAUGACAAUUUUAACCACAAAAUCUAUAAUAUCAAAGUCAAACAUCUAACAA
Molecule: messenger RNA, 2638 nt
Organism: Drosophila serrata
Lineage: Eukaryota; Metazoa; Arthropoda; Insecta; Diptera; Drosophilidae
Product: tryptophan--tRNA ligase, mitochondrial-like
Biological process (GO): mitochondrial tryptophanyl-tRNA aminoacylation
Cellular component (GO): mitochondrion; mitochondrial matrix
Molecular function (GO): ATP binding; tryptophan-tRNA ligase activity
Source: RefSeq, a predicted model, not a curated record